This is a messenger RNA of Helianthus annuus (common sunflower), 1387 nucleotides long. RefSeq names its product isoflavone reductase homolog. The record is from RefSeq and is a predicted model, not a curated record. Lineage: Eukaryota; Viridiplantae; Streptophyta; Magnoliopsida; Asterales; Asteraceae. The transcript is spliced from 4 exons. Gene Ontology annotation, molecular function: oxidoreductase activity. The coding region runs from base 200 to 1132 and encodes 310 amino acids.
CAUGCUAACAGAAUCACAUGGUUCCUUUUUCUUUGUUUCGAAACAUCCAAGAAGACAUUUAUUAAACACGUGGGUGAUAAACAAUUACUGCAUCAUCUUCUUCAUAUAAGUAUGUGAUAUCCAUCGUCUCUUUAAACACACUCAAAAACCAACUUAAUAAACCUUUAUGAACUUGUAGCAAAUAAGAAUAUUAAGGAUCAUGUCGAAGAGCAAGAUUCUAGUAGUGGGUGGCACAGGAUAUGUCGGCAAGCGGAUUGUGAAGGCUAGUUUGGCUCAAGGCCAUCCUACCUACAUCCUUAUGCGUCGCGAGCUUGGCUUUGAUAUUGAAAAGAUUCAGAUGUUGUUGGCGUUUAAGGAACAAGGAGCGCGUUUGGUCGAGGGUUCGUUUUCUGACCACCAGAGUUUGGUGGAUGCCGUCAAACAAGUUGAUGUUGUGAUAUGCACCAUGGCAGGGGUACAAUUUCGGUCACACAAUAUUCUCCUUCAACUUAAGCUUGUUGAUGCAAUUAAAGAAGCCGGAAACAUCAAGCGGUUCUUGCCAUCAGAGUUUGGGAUAGAUCCUUCUCGAAUGGAACACGCACUUGAAAUCGGAAAGGAGACGUUUGGGGACAAGAUGAUUAUACGAAAAGCCAUUGAAGACGCUGGAAUUCCACAUACCUACAUUUCGGCAAACUGUUUUGGGGGUUAUUUCGUCGGUAACCUUUCCCAAGUAGACUCCCUCAUGCCACCAAGGGACCGAGUAUAUAUCUACGGAAAAUUUAAGGCCGUUUUCAUGGAUGAAGACGAUGUUGCUACAUACACAAUUAAGACUGUGGAUGAUCCUCGCAUGUUGAACAAGACCUUGUACCUUCGACCACCAGAGAACAUUCUUACUCACAACGAGUUGGUUGAGAAAUGGGAGAAACUUACCAAUAAAACAUUGGAGAAAGUGCACAUAUCUGCUCAAGACUUUCUUGCUUCCAUGAAAGAUGUGGACAUUGCUCUUCAAGCAGGAUUUGCACGAAUUUAUCAAAUUUACUAUGAUGGUUGUUUGAUGAACUUCGAAAUAGGAGAAGAGGGAGGAGAAGCUUCUAAGCUCUAUCCAGAGGUCCGAUACACUCGUGUACAUGAAUAUUUGAAACGAUAUCUCUAGUUGGUGUCUCAGGUUUUUCAAAAAUAUGCGACAACUAGAGAGCAAAAAAUCAUGCCGUGUCUCAUAUAUAAGCUAUAAUGUAUUUGGAUUUUAGAGGUACUUUAAUUAAUAUGAUGAUCAGUGUACAAAUAAAAGCAAACCCGUGUUUGCGUCGUUACUAUUAGUAGAUUUUAUAGUAUAGCAUGUUUGGAAUUUGAUCCGAAAAUCAUAAUUGUUGAAGAAUGAAGGGCUAGUGGCAAGUUUCGUUUUUGUUCU